AUGGUCGGUCCUGUAGUUCAGGACGACUUGACGUUGAUUUUGUUACGUUUUAGGCAACAUAAAUACGUUUUGUCUGCAGAUGUGGAGAAAAUGUACAGGUGCAUAAUCGUUCAUCCUGAUGACAGGCACCUUCAGCAGAUAGUCUGGCGUAACAGUCCUAGUGAGCCUAUACAGACCUUUCAAUUAAAUACUGUUACGUACGGUACGGCGAGUGCACCAUUUCUCGCAACACGCUGCCUGAAACAACUUGGUCUACAGUGCAAAAACAAAGCCAUGGCGGACAUCAUAAUGCAUGAUUUUUAUGUCGAUGAUCUGCUUACGGGUGCUGAUGACUUAGAUGACGUAAAGGCCAUACGUAAAGGGGUUGCCGAAGUAUUGGCAUCUACUCGUAUGCCAUUGCGAAAGUGGAGAUCGAACGAUCCCGAGUUGCUGUCAGAAAUUGCCAAUUCAUCACUUGACCUAAAUAUUGCUUCUCGCGAAACAGACAAGUUGUUAGGUCUUGGCUGGCAUUCGGAUUCAGAUGAACUCUGCUUUCCACUGAAUUCACUAGUUCCCGAUGGCAAUACUAAGCGUGAUUUGCUUUCAGUGAUUGCACAAAUCUUUGACCCGCUGGGUCUUUUAGCCCCGUAUGUAAUCACCAUGAAAAUUUUGAUACAAAGGCUUUGGUUAGACAAACUUUCAUGGGAUGAACCACUGUCUCCCGAAAUUAAGAAACGCUGGUAUGGCAUUAUCAAAUCUCUUCCUUUUUAA
This is a messenger RNA of Parnassius mnemosyne (clouded apollo), 750 nucleotides long. NCBI's taxonomy places the organism in Eukaryota, Metazoa, Arthropoda, Insecta, Lepidoptera, Papilionidae. The record is from the annotation of a GenBank genome assembly.